GUAACGUUCUUUAACCGUUUCCCCCGUAGUUUAGAGCAGAAUAUCCCCAAAGCUACCCUGUUCAUCCAUUAUGGUCCCCCGCACUUCUGUGUUAAUAAGUCAACAGCAUUAGCCAAUGAAAAAGGACAUGUGUGUCAUUACAGUGAAGCGAUGGGAGAUGAAGAAAAGCAAAGCAAAAUAGGAACAGGGAAGGAAGAGGAUGCUAAUACUUCUGAUGGAUCACUUGAUUUGUGUCACAAUGAUUCAGUCACAGGCAGUGUUGUUGACACACUACGGGAACGAGUUAAAGAAUUGGAAGCUUUGGUGGGAGGGAAAGAAGAAGCCCUCCAUGUCGCCCUCCAGGGCCUGGACAGUGCGAUGGGCGUGGAGGUGGAGUAUCGAGCCCAGUUGGAAGGAUGCAGGGCAAGGGUUGGGGAGUUCCAACAGGCUGUGCAACACAGAGACCAGCUGAUAGAACAGCUCUCAGCUUCCCUGGAACACACACUGAGGGCCAGGGAUGAGUUGGCACAGGAUGGCGAGCGCCUGGCGCAAGAAGUGUCAUUGCUUCGAUCGCAGCUGCAAGCCACUUCCGAGCUGAUGCUUGCACUGGAAGAUACAUCGAAGAAAAAAGAUGCCCGCAUUGAGGAACUACAGCGCCUACUGUCAGAAGAGCAAGGGGCGAAGAAAGAACUUGAGCAAAAGAAAGGAGAACUAACUCAAUACAAAUCACAAGCAGCUACACAUGUGCAGCAACUCAUGCAAGAAGUAGAGCGAUUACACCGUGAAGCUGUCAAUAGCAAGACUCUUGAACGUCAGAGAGCUCAGCAAGUGGUGGGACUGGAGCGAGAACAUCAGAGGCAGUUGGCCGAGUUGCGGGCAGAACUUGAGGAGCAGUUUGGACAGCAGCUGAUGCAUAUACAGGAGAACCACAGAAUCCAAUUCUCUGAGCAGGUUCUAAAGCAACAUCAGUCGGAGGAAGUGGCAAGUAUUUCUAUUACCACAACCACCUCUUCAAAUGACAGCGACACCCAACAGCAGCUGCAGGAGUUGAGCGAGAGAGCCCUCCAUGUGGCCUCGGAGCGAGAGGACCUGGUGAACCAGUUGGCACUUUACAAAGGGCAGGUGCAAAGUCUUUCAGAAGAGCUCCUCAAGUAUUCAUCUGAAACAAAUGAUUCUCAACAGAGUUUGCGUGUUUCCCUGGAAAGCGAGAAUGUGUCUUUAAAAGAGCAACUGCAUUUGUUGAAGGAGAAGCUUCGUACUUCUGAGGAAGACAAGACACAGGAGCUUGUGAUGUAUCAGCAAGCACAGGCCUCUGAAGUUGCCACCUGGCGGAAGCGAGUGGACUCCUUGACUUUGGAGCUGCAGAAAGUAUCAGAGGUGGCUGAGAGCUACUUGUUGCGGCUGGAGGAAUGCACCAAAGUUCACGAGACAGAAAUAACUUCCUUGCAGGAGGCUCAUGCGAAGGAACUUGCGUUUCUCAGUGGGCAGAUGGAAGGUAUGAAGCAGUUCAAAGUGGAAGUGGCUCGCUUACAGGAGAAGCUCCAAGAGCAGACUGUGAUGGAGAAGAGACUGCAGAACGAGUUAGAGACGAGUAUACGGGCCGAGGAAAAACUGAAGGGAAAGUUGUUGGAAAUACAGGAGGAACGGCAGGUGCUACGAAGUGCCUUUGAACAGCAAAAAGAGCUGUUGCACCAACAAGCAAAUAAUGUUGAAAAAUUAAGGAAUGAAUUGCAGGAGAAAGAGAGAUCUGAAUUGUUGUUAAGAGAAGAACUAAAGGUGCUUACUGAUAAGAUAACUUCUGCAAGAGAAGGAGAUGCUAAGUUGUACAAAGAACAGAUAGAUAAACUGAACGAGCAGCUUCAGCAGAAGGUAAAAACAGAAGAAUUGCUUAAAAAGCAAGUGCUGGAGAGAGAGCAGGUUGAGCAGAUGUUGAAGAAAGAAUUAGAGGAACAAACUGACAAGUACAAAUCAGAGCUGAAUUCUGUAAAACAAGUGUUGCAGGAGAAGGUACAAAUUGAGGAUCAGUUGAGAACUGAACUUCAAGAAAAAGUUCAAGAAGGGGUGCUUUUGCAAAACGAGUUAAAAGCUCAGAAGUGUGCUCUGGAGGAACUGAAAAAGAGUACAGGGGAAGCUGAGGUUUACAAAACACAAGUUGAUUCUUUGAAUCGCCAGCUGCAAGAGCGCUCUCAAAGCGAACAUAAAAUAAUCUCGGACUAUGAGUCACGGGUGAAAGCCUUGACGUUUGAUCUCAAUACAAUUGAGAGUAGGUUGAGUUCGGAAGUUCAGGACAUCCAGGCAAGAGCCCGGGAAGAGCUUUUGAGCAAACAGGAGACUGAAAGAAGACUGGAAGGAGAAUUGGAAGCCGUUCGAAAUGAACUACUUACUCUGAAAACCCUGCCAGACGUUCAGGAAUACAAAGAACAGAUUAACAAGCUUAAUCUCUUAGUGCAAGAGAAACAAAAAGCAGAAGGAGCUCUGAAAGCAGAAUUACAGGCGGUUUCUGCUGAAGUGGCUGCACUGAAAGAAAAUCAGCAGCAUUUAGAGAAUUUGAACUCUGACCUGGAGGAACGCCUUCGUACAGAGCAGCGUCUUCAGGAAGAACUGAUUGCAGCCGCAAAGAUGCACAAAGAGCAGGUUGAUGUGCUUAGCGCCAAGAUCAAUGAACUGACAUCCCAACAGAAUUCUCUGGACAAUGAAGCGAUUUCUAUGCGCCAAGAGAUCGAGUCUCAAAAGUCAUACAUUCAUGAUUUGGAACUCAUAAGAGAACAAGUUUCGCAAUCUGCAAAGACCAAGGAGGUGUUGAUUAAUGAUUUGUCUGUGUGUGUCAAGUCCCUUACCGAGGACAAUGCUUCGUAUCAACUAAAGUUAGAUCGCUUAAACAAGCGAUUAGACGACGAGUGUCUCCGUGCUGAUGAGAAUAUGAUGAUGCGUGAAGGGUACGAGAAGGAGAUUUCUAAGCACAAGCAGCACAUAGAAGAGCUCAAGAACAACCUGCAGGAAGCGUUGAAGACCAGAGAUCUUCAUCUCAUUGAAAUUUCAGAGUGUCAGCAAGAGUUAAAGGGUUAUAAAGAACAGUUGGAAACCUUAAACAACACAUUUGAAGAAGAAACUUCACGUUUGAGGCAGGAGUAUGUGCAGAAAAUGAAUGAGGAGAGGAAAAGGGCAGAGGAGCUUGGAAAGGAGCUUGCAGACAUAAGAAAAGAAGUGUCUUCAUACAAAGAGCAAAUCGAAAAACUGAAUGAGACAGCCACCAAGAAGGAGAAGGCUGAAGUAAUACAUAAAAAAGAGAUGGCAGAAUUAAAUAAAGAGCUCUUGGAAGUGAAAAACAACUUAAAAGAGAAGAAAAAUCAGAUUGAGGAGUUUCAAGCAAAGCUAACACAUGUGGAAGAUUGUCAGUCAAAAGAUGUAACGAUGUACACAAAUAAGAUAAGAGAUCUUGAGGCUGAAAUAUCUGUUAAAAACGAACACAUUGGUAAAUUGAGCGUACAGAUGGAAGAGUCUGCCUGUAAAUUUGAUGAUGUCAACAAGCUUUUGCUGCAAGCUCAACAGCAGUUUGUGCAAGAAAGAGAGAACAAUGCGGGACUUCUUUGGGAGAAAAUGAGCACUGAUGCAAAAUCCCGGAAACCAGAAGACCAGGUAGUAGAAGAAGAACAGAUGCAGAACGUGUCGGCAAUGCAAGCUGGUCUCCAAGAGCUGAAUGUUACUCAGGAAAAGAGCCCGAAGGACAGAGACAGCUUAAAUUUCAGUAGUAUUUCAGAAACAGAAUUGUUGCAAUUGGAAAGCAAGUUACAACAUGCCCUAAAUGAAAAGAAUGACAUAGAAAAAUCUUUCAGAGAUCAUAUUAACAAGUUAGCAGAAAAUCACCAGAAAGAGGUAAAUCUAUACGAAGAACAGUUGCAAGCAGUCCAUAAAAAGUUAGAAGAUCUCAUGAAAACCCAUUCACAAUGUGAAUCAGAGAAAGAAUCUUUGAAGACUGAAAUAGAUAAAUUAUUAAUAGAUCAUGAAAAGACCAGUUCAUACAAAGAUAAGUUGAAAGUCACUUUUGAGAAAUUGGAAGAACUUUCCCAAGUGCACAGAAGCUGCCAUGCUGAACAAGAAGCUCUUAAAAGCCUCGUUACUGGAUUAGAGAAGGAUCAAAAAGAGAAAGACGACUUGUUGCUUGAAGCGGGAAGAAAGUAUGAGCAACUUUCAAGAGCACAUGGUGGUUGUGUUUCUGAGAAAGAAAAUUUUACUGCUCACAUUAAUAAAUUAUCUGCCAGAUACGAAAAUGAGAUAACGGAAUAUGUUCAGCAAUUGAAAGAAGCCAGUGAAAAAAUAGAUGAACUCUCUAGAAGUAAUGCUAAUUGUCUUGCUGAAAACGGCUCUUUGAAAGAAAGCUUGACUAAAAUGACUGAAAUUUGUGAAGAGGUCACACUGUAUAAAGAUCAGUUGAGGAUAACAAACGAAAGGCUUGAAGAAAUUUCUAAAAUCCACACAGAGUGUGUGUCUGAGAAAGAUUCUUUUGUGAGGAAGGUGUCUGAACAAGAAAUUACCCUUCAAGAUCAAGAAAGUGUCCUUCAAAAGAAGUCAGAAGCUUUAGACGCUUGUCAGAAGGAUCUGACACGAACCAGAGAGUACAUAGAACUCUUGAAAGUUAACCUUCAGGAUGAAAUCUCAAAAGUGCGAGUUGAGUUGCACAAUCUAGUCAAUAUUUGUGCUCCGAAUAAAGAGACCAUGAAUGAGGAGGACAAUAAACAAAAAAGUAGUGAAGAGUCUUCUUUCAUGAAUGGUAAAGACAACUGGAGUCCAGAUUGGUCACAAAAAGAAGGACAUGGAAGUUUGGAGCAGAGCUUUGUUAGUGCAGCCACCAUACAUCAUGAUGUGUCAGCUUUACGUAGCCAUGUAGAGAGACUUGUUUCAGAUCUACAUUCAAUUAAACAGAAGUCUUCUGCCACUGAAGGAUUAUUAGCUGCAAAAGAGGAAAAUGAAAUAAUUCUCAAGAAACGUAUUGAUCACUUGCAGAAAGAGUUGGGUAAAAUUGAUGAAGAGAAAAAGAGUUCUAAAGAACAGUUGGAAGAACUUACUGUUAAAUUUUUAACCGCUCAGUCCCUCCUUGCUGGAAAAACUGAAGCAGAAAGUUCUCUGCAAAAAGAGGUAGCAGAAAUGGAAGUGGGGGCAUGUAAUAAGUGCAAAAACUUAGAAGAAGAAAUAUCUCGUCUUAAUUCAAAAUUAUUGGACAGUGAAGAGAAACUGAGGAAUAUUGAAAGAGAAAGAGACAAAAUUGUUAAUAAGUACAAACAAUCUGAGAAAGAUAAAGAAAAAUUACUUGAGGAAAAGGCAGAUUUAGCUAAUGCAAUUGAACAGUUAAAGACUGAGAACUCACUCGCAACCUAUGGUGCUGAAUCUGAAGGAUUGUUGAAAAUGUCACAAAAUUCGCAGAAUAAUUUAGUUCUUCAGUAUAAUGUCCUCCUAGAUGAACAUAGAAAAUUGCUUGCUGAGAAGAGCAAAGUGGAGGAACUUUUGGAAGAAAGGAAGGCUGAACUUGUUCGCAUGAGAGAACAGCAGAACGAAAUAUCUUCAACAGCUGGUGAGUUGCGACAUGAAGGAAUGGGUGUAGAGAAGGGUACGCAAGAGCAGUUGGACAGUGUCAAGGAAGAAGCAGCCUGUGUUCAACUUAGAGAGUAUAAUGUGAACAGUAGUAAUCUGAGCACAUCUUUGGAUUUCUUGGAUCUUGGAGUACGUGGACUGGAAGAAAGCGAUGCAGCAGAUGCUGCUACUGUUCAUGCAGCAGGUGAUGCUGCGAGCUCACUGAAGCCAAAUAGAUCCUUGCAUGCUGUUGUUCUGAAAUUAAUGCAGCAUUGUGCUGUGUUGGAUGCAGCUAAAAGAACACUAGCAUCUGAAUGUGAUGCAUUGCGUGGUCGUUUGGAAGAAAGGGAAGCACAAGAGCUACUUUUCAACGAAGAAUUGGCUGCUGCAAAUUCGCGCUGUGAGGCUCUGGAGCUGCGUCUGCAGGACGCUCAGCAGCAGGAACCCACGCGGGAGGCAUUGGCCGGCGCGAAAAUGGCCCUGCAGUGUGAGCUGCGUGCCUUGGAAGGGGAAAACUGUGCUCUGAAAGCAGCAAAGGUUUCUCUCCAGGAUGAGCUUCUGUCCCUGCGUGAGGAACUGCAACACUUGAAGAAGAUGGGAUCUAGGAACAGCGAUCCUAAGGGUCUUGGCCAGGAAUUGGCAGUGAAAGUGACAGAAGUGGCUAUUUUGCAAGAGAAGCUUAAAGUUACAGAACGCGAUAGUCAGAUGUUCCUGGAGGAUGCUCGACGCACCCGGGAGCAGCUGGAGGCAGCCUGGCAGGAGCAGGCGGAUGCUGAGGAGCAGCUGGGUCGCACUCGCUGCGAGCUGGCCAUCGCAGGCCUGCGGAGGGAGAGCAAGGCGAGUGGCCUGGACAGUUCUGCCGUUGCGCUUCCUGACGCUGGUGAGAGCCCCGUCUUCCACCUGCAUCAGGAAGUGCACACCAUGGUGGAGGAAAUGGCUCAGGAGUUGGUGAGUUUGCGUCGAGAGCUACAGAGCGAGCGCACGCGCAAUGAACAUAUGGUGCUGGAAAGGAGUUGUACUCAGGAACCUUUGGAAAUGGAACGGAAACUCAAGGCAUUGAUGAAGAGCAACUUAGAAUUACUGCAGGAAAAGCAGAAUUUAUUAGACCAACUUCAAAAGCAACAAGCUCACACACUUGCUCAGAGUUCCAGUUCCCAGGAAGGCCCCUCUGCAGAAGUAGACCUCUUGGCGAAGCUGUCAGUGUACAGGGAGCAGCAUGCAAGCCUUGCAGAAGCCGUUGGUUCAACUGGUGCUCUGCAAGAAGCGCUUCGCCAGCAGAAAGAAGAACUCUUGGCUUUGGUGCAGGAACUAUUCCAACAGAAGUGCAACCUGCAGGCAGAGUUACAGCAGCUGGAAGACAAGUUGAGGGAGCGUGAACAAAUGCUGCAGAUCCAGAGAGUGGAGAGAAAGUUGGAUGAAAGCCUGAGGGAGUCGCCUGGUUCGGAAGAAGCCCAGAAGGAAGCGGACGCUUCCACCACUGAGCUCCAGGGCCACUUGCAGACGCUCCGAGAGGAAAUGCACAGGGCUCAUAGAGAGGCUGUCGCUCGCCUCAAGCAGCACCUGGAUGCAGAAUUUAGUGCGCGUGAGCAGGCUCUGAGGGCGGGCUUCUCGGCAGAAAUGGCCAGUGCGCAGGCCACCCACAGGGAACAGUUGGCCAAGCUGCAGCAUGCCCUUCUGAGCGCAGAGAAGGAGCUAGAGCGGCUGCGAAAUGCUCAUCUUGCAACAACUUUGGGCAGUGCUGGCCAUAUGUCAACGGAAUUAUCUGCAGCAAAGGAGAGAUAUGAACAGGAGCUGCACACAAUCUGCUCUGGUCUCGAUGAAGGACAAGCUCAUCUCUUUGCUGUCCUUAAGCAUUUGUUUGAGGAAUUUGCAAGGCAACUGGUGGCUGGAACAACUACUCUUCUUCAGAGCCAGAACGAGCAACUUGUGGAGAGGGAAGUGGCCACAUUGACCUCCCACCAUCAACAGCAGUUGGAAUGCCUCCGAGCUACAUUGGAAAAAGAACACUUGAAGACACUGCAAGAACUGGAGAAUAAUGAAGAAGUCGCUGCAAAGCUCCUUUUGAACGUGAGCACUGGAGUACAACUCCACUCUGCAGAUUCAAGCCAAGUUGCACUCGUUCAACUGAAACAUCUUUUAUACUCGGAGUACACAAGUGCUCUUAGGGAAGUGACAAAGGAUUGGGCGUCAGCCUGGAAGGAAGAAGUGCACUCUCAGCUGGAGGCCUUGGAGAAAGCUUUGGAAGAGGAGGCCAUGGCUUUGCAGCUGCUCAGAGAUUCCCCAGAGGUGCAGGGCUCAGGCACACGGGACCCUGGCACUUCCAAGACCUUGGAAGAGCUUCUACGUGACGCGGAGAAACUGACAACUCGAGCGGAGGAGCUGCUGGAACGCAAAGUCAAAGUUGCAGAGCAAGCUCUUCGAGUGGUGAGUGAACGCCUUGAUGCUGCGUUUGCUCCUGUGGCAGAGCGUACAAAGCAAAUGGCAUCUACACAUCAAAUUUCAAGAGGAACCAACUCUAUUGAAGGAGAGGCAGAGAAAGAUCAGUACAGGAAACUGGCGCAACAGCUGGCAGCAGAACAUGCAGCAGAGGCUGGUCGUUUACGUGAAUUGCUGGCACAGCUAGAAGCAAGACGUGCACGGGAAAUGGAAGAACUGCGCCAGUACUUCGAGCAAAAAGUUCAGGAGCUUGAAAAGCAUUACUCAGAAGAGAUCACAAGUCAGCACAGCCGUCGCCAUUCUAGCAGCAGUUGUGAUUCAGACAGUGAGUUCACAGCCGACGCGCUGUUGGGUGCAGGUGAUCAUGCUCUCAAUCGCAUUCCUCCACUCACCCACAUUUGCGAUUCCUGUGCUGCUGAUCCUGGAUACAAGGAACUGGAGGAGCGCUGGAAGGGGGAGCUGGAGAAGCGCGUUGAAGAGAGUCGCAGUCAGUUGCUGGCUGCUAAGAAGGAGUUGGAAGCCCAUUACGAAACGGAGCUCUCUACUCUGAGGAAGAAGUAUGAAGAGAAGCUUGGCCGCCUCGCGCAGGAGCUCAGCGGUGCUCAGCAGGCAGCUGUGCAAGUAGCUAAGGCCAGUGCCGGGAAGUGUCUCCAGGCACUUUGGCGCAAAGAAGUACGAGCAGCAAGGACACGACUUUUGGCAUUGCUAUCGCAGAAUUCUCCUGACAGUCCCAUAUAUUCUCAGGCUGAGGAGUCACUGGAUGGGAAAGCAGAAUCCUUUGAGUCCAUUAGUAAUCUUGUAGAAAAUGAUGCACAAGAUCAGGAAACAUUGGAGGAUUUGUGCAUUGAGUUGAGUUCUCAAUUGAGGCAGCUAGAGGCAACAUGCAGACAGUGUCUUCUGAAACAGAAGCAACAAUUGCAGAAGGUGAAAGAAGCUCACACAGAGUUUGCACUUGAAGAAGCCAGUACUCAGUCUGUCGAACAGGUACUCAAUAAGGUGCAGUUGGAGGAGAAAUUGCGUCGGGAGGUGCGUCAGGAGCUGGAACAGGAGUUGGAACAGCAAAACAUGUUUAUUGAGAACCAGAAUCAGAUGAUGAAAGAAUUUCUGGAACAGCAUCGCUACGACUUGGAAAGUCUUAAACAGCAACACCGUGCAGAACUUUCCAAAGUCAGAGGAGGUGACAGAACUAUUGGGAUGACGCAGACGGAUACCCUGUCUCUCAUGAGGCGUCAUGAGACCUCUCAAACUGAUCAGCCAAAGACACCAAACAGAACAGAUGCAGCAGUCUCUCCAAAACACUUUGUCAAGCUACACAAACAAGUCCAAACGGAGGAGCCAGAGCCGGCAAAUGUGUUGAUGGCUUCCCAAGAGGUGCAAACCAGCCCCAGGAAGGGCUCUCCUGCCCUUCUGGAUGUCAGCAGCACUGAUCGCCUUCGGGCCCAACCUUUUGACGGAAACUCACUGUCAUUGCUGUCCGAUGUCGUGAGCCUUAUGGAGCCAGCCCCAGAAGAUGGGGCAGAAGACGAACAGGAGGGAGCUGACUUCAGGAGGACCUUGAUGAACAUACAGUCUGAAUAUGUUAACCACCUAGAAGCUAUGUUGCUGGAAUGGUUGAGACUCUAUCAGAAGAUGAAAAAUGGGCAGAUUCUUGGAGAAAGUGAUGCAAAAUUUCUGACUCGAGAAUAUGUUUUAGAUUGUGGUUCUAAAUUCAAAUCUGUUUUAUCCAACCUGGAGUCGAUACAUUUAUCUGAAAUCAGUAACUUGCAGGCAGCUUUACAAAGGCAAAGAUCAUCCUCCAGAUCACCUUACAACAUUCAAGAUGAUUGCAAUGAUGAACUUAUAUCUCCUGAUAAAUUUGCUGCAUUAAUUCAAGAAAGGGAUCACUGGCGGCGUGUAGGGCUUGUACUGAAAAAGCUUGUGGAGGAGCUGCUGACGUAUCUCUCGGAGUGUGAAGACGAGGUGAACCAGACGUUUUUGAGUGAAGGGGGAGUUGUGCAGGAAGAGAAGUGGUCACUGGCAGGCCCUCCAAUGGCAGAGGAAGUGGGCCCUACCAACUCUGGCCCGGCAAUGGCCACACCCAAGCGCACGCCCAAGAGAGUGCGAUUCGCACCCACCAGCUUUAACUUCAAGGACCUGGUUGGUAACGACGAUCAGAUGUUACUGGACAUCAUUCGAGAGGACGAAGACCUGUCUGGAAAGUUGCGAGCAGAGUUGGACGUUUGUUUGGAGCACUUACGAGCAGAGGCAGCUGCGUUGAUGGAGAAUCCACUGGCAGGUGGGCAAUGGGCUAUGGACAGCACGCCGUCCACUCCCGUCCAAAACACCCGGAUCGAGGGAGGGCAAAUAGAGGCCAUGGCCCAAGCGCUGACAGCUGCCAAACAGCGCAUUGCCCACCUGGAGACGGAGCGGCGCCUGGGGGUGCGCUCGGAAGAAGUGGCGGAAGGCUUUGGGGAGCAGCCGUCGUCCUCGCAGCAAGGGGCUGCCUUGGGGCUACGCCUGCAGAGCCUCUCGCAGCUGCAAGACAAGGCGCGCUCCAUGUUGGCAGAAGGUCGUCCCUCUAGCCCCCAAGAGGCCCAGCAGCUGCGGCUCCUGGAUGAGAUCUGCCGCGAGGGGGAUCGUCUGGCAGAGGAAGCACGACGUGAACGGGAAGAUCUUCGGCAGCAGGUGCCUCCCCCAACCUCUUCCCCUGACCUGCCUCUCGCGCACUCUGUGUGCUGCGCGUGCUGCCUUAAGGUUGAGAGUGCAGACAAAAGAUUGCGCGAUACCCGUCGUUUCUUAGAAGAACAGGCUGCAGAACGAGAACAGGAGCGAGAUGAGUUUCAACAGGAACUAUUGCGUUUGCAAGAGCAGCUCAAAGCACGGGAGAAAGAUUUGGCUGACCAACAACGACUCUCUCGGGAGGUGGAGGCCUUGGAACAACAGGGCAAGGAGGCCUUAGCGCGCCACCAGCAACUGGAAGCCCACCGCGAAGCCUUGCAGGUGGAGCUCAAGGCAGCAGUGGACAAGGUGUGGCUGCUGCGUGAUGUUGUGGCAGAACUGGAGCUGCAAGCGGAAGCAAAGGAUGCUCGAGCAGCCCACUUGGAGGCGCGGCUUGAAUCCUUGCGUGCAGAGGGUGGCUCUGAAAUUUCUCGACAGGUGGCAGCUCUUCAGGAGCAAUUGCAUGCUCAUCGCCUGCAAGCAGAACAAUGCCGGCCUGCUGCGAUAAAGCAGAUGAAGGCACAAAUUCGAGAGAUGGAAGUCAAUGUGGAGAAACGCACUCAUCAGUUGGAAGCCCUGCAUGCCACAUCAUCUAAUCAGAGCUCUCCUUCUGAGGAUGUGUCUGUCAGGGACAUGUUCCGGAGCGACUCUCCUGAGGACAUGAGGGCUGCCAGCGCCUCCCCGUCACUGACUGGCUCUAUGGGCUCUUCGCCCCGCUCACCCCCUCCAGUCCCUCUCCCAGUACGCGAGCUGUCUCGUCUGCAGGAGCGUCUCCAGCGCCAUGCUAGAGCUGAGGAAGCGGCACUUAAGAAAACAAGAGAUCUGGAGAUGCAACUGAAAGCAGCCCGACGAGCAGAGGAGGAGGCGAGUGCAGAACGAGAUGUACUCCAGGAGCGAGUGUCAGAGCAGCUGCUGCGCAUCGCCUCCCUGGAGGCUCUGGUGGACGCGGGGCGGUGGAAGCGCACCUCCGAGGAGGAAGAGGCUGUGGAGCUGGAGGAGCUGCGCGAGCAGCAGUUGCUGCAGCAGCGGGCGCAGGACGCGGAAGACGAGGCCGAGCGGCUGGCAGUGGAACUGGAUGGUGUGCGACAGGAGCUGCAGCAUCUGAAGGAAGCGAAUGCGGAGGCAGAGGCUGCGUGGGCCGAGCGAGAGAGGACCCUGGGAGCUCAACUGCUGAUCGCUCAGAGGGCAGAGGCUGCUGCAGCAAUGCGCUGCGCGGCGCUGGAGAAGGAAGGACCUCAGCAGAAGCCUGAUGGGGCAGGGGCAGACAGGGAUGCUGUGGAUAAGGGCGUGGCGGUGGCGGGCGAGGCGUCGGAGCGCGAGCGGCGCCUGCAGCAGGAGCUGGGCGCGGCGCGCGCGGAGGCGGCGCAGCUGCGCGCGCAGGCGGCCGAGGUGGCGGAGCUGGAGUCGAUGGCCGAGUGCCUGCAGACGCGCAUGGACGCCGCCGCCGACCACCUCGCCGACAUGGUGGACGCCGAGGAGGCGCACGCCGACGACCGGCUCGCCUUCCUCUCCGGACAGCUGGCGGCGGAGAAGGCGCGCUCGGAGGAGCUGGGGGCGCGGCUGCGCGCGCUGGAGGGCCAGGCGUCGGGCCAGGCGUCCGGCAAGGCGUCGAGCGACGCGUCGGUGGCCGCCUCCAUGCUGCCCCCGGAGGCCGAGGCGGCGCUGGAGGAGGCGGCGCGCCUGCGCCUGCAGCUUCAGGACGCGUUGCGCGAGCGCGACGAGCUGCGCAGGCAGUGCGACGCCGCCGCAGAAUCAGCCCAGUUGGACUCGUCUCUCCGGGACCACAUCACCACUGUGGAGGAAAAGGGUUUGGCAGCACAUUGUGGAUUUGAUGGUGAAGCUGCAACCAGGGACAAUGCUAUGCAUAGUCUGCAGCAUGAGUUAUACCAGAUUGCAGACAACCAACCACAUACAAGGCACACCAUUCAGUUGGUACAAGCUGCUCCCAUUCCUUCUCUUACUGCUCCUCCCCAACUGGUGCAUAUCAGUGAACAGACUCUGCACAUGCAGCAAGAAUUGCAACGACUACACCAGCAACUGCAUCAGCAACUCCAGCAAAUGCAGGCUGCUGCUCAGGCGCACAAUCAAAGGGAGCAUGAGCUGGCUACAACCAUUCUGGCCGAGCAGGAGCGUGUGAGUGAGCUGCAACGUGCUCUGCGCAAGGAGCAGCGGCAUGCCCUGGACUUGCAGAGCCAGCUAGCGUCACAUGCCGUGCGAGCAGGCCUGGCAGUGGACGAAACGCGUUUGCAUCAAGCCAGCCGAGAGGCUGAACAGGAGAGGGCGAGAGCUCAAUCCCUGGAGCAGCAGCUGCAGCAGGAGCGGGCAAUCAUUCGCCAGCUCAAAAGUGCGGUUCUUACUGAACGCCAACGGUUCCAAGCAGCGCAACGUAGAGAUGCAGAACUACUGCAGACUCUGAGAUUACGGCUGGGUGAGAUGGCAGCUACAACUGGUGAUAAGCUCCAGCAAGGCAGCCACAGAGCAUCAACGCCUGUCCUGCCUUUAUCCCCAGUGCAGCUGUCAUCGCCCCCUUCAAGCUUGGAAGCAGCUUUGAACGUAGCAGCCCAGUCUCCAGCUGCACUCCAAGCAGAUGCGUGGGCAUCUGCAGAAGCAUUGGCAGAGCUGCAGAGGAGAUUAUCAGACGCGCAAGAAGAAACGAGAGGGCUGCGCAGAAGACUGAACAGAGAACAAGAGACGUCUCAACAGUUGAGAGCAGAGCUGAAUUUGGUUAGAGGUCAUAAUGAUGCCUUAGACACCCAGACGAAUGUUGCACGUUUGGAGGCAGAGCUUGCAGCUGAGCGAGCAGUGAGAGAAGAUGCAGUGGCAGAGUCUGCGCAGCUGCAAAGGGAUUUGGAGGCAUUACGCAGAGAAGCAGAUGUGGCGGCAGCUUCAGCAGCAACAGCAACUGCAGCAGCAGCAUCUGUACGAAUACGAAGCCCACCUGAAUCACCUGUUGAAGAACCUGAUAUGAAUGCCUCACUGGAUCAGCAAAUGAGAGAUCAUAGCAAAGUUGCUCUCACGCUUGCUCGUUUGACAAGUGAGGGAAAAGCUCGUGCCACAGUGAGCCGCCUAACAGCUGAGAAGGCCUCUGUGAUGGAAGAAUGCAUUGCCCUGCGGCUGGAGUUGGCUCGGGCAAAAGAGGAGCUGUGUCGCAGGCACGGUGAAACAGCAGACACUGAGGAGCUCGAAAACAGAGUGAAUCAUCUGUUUGGACGGUACCUGCGUGCAGAAAGCUAUCGAAAGGCUCUUGCCUGGCAGAAAAAGUAUUUGUUGAUAGCACUGGGAGGCUACCAGCAGACAGAGGCCUACACUCUGAGCAGGCUUGCACAUGUUGGGGCAACGAUACCUCAUCGCAUAUCGGAACAGAGUAGUGGCAGAAGGAGACAGGCUCGCUUCCGAUCAGCUGCCUUUGUCAUUGUGGCUAUUCAUCGAAUGAAGUUCCUGAUUCAAAGAUGGUACCGUGGCCGCCAAAUAGGAGGCAGCACUGUUUUGAACCAUGCUUAUAGUGAAAGCGUUUUCAGUGGAAUAUCUGCACAAGGCCUGAGGAGGGGAGGCAGCUCUGCGCCUUCGGUGAGCAGCUGGAGUGUGCCAGCAUCAGCCUCCGUGUCCCUGGGCACCGUUCCCCACUCCCCACCCAGCCACGACCACUCCUCCUACAAUGGACGGUCCCUGCACAGGUCCGAAGCUACCCGCCUGCCACUAUGGAGGAGUAUGGAUGGUCUGACUGGAAGUCUGCCGAGGAGUGUGACACCUAGCCGCUUGGCGCAGUUUGUGGAGCGCUGCGAUUCCCUGCAGCAGCGCCUGGGGCUGGCGACAGCGCCACUGGUGACGCUAGCCACUUCACCUUCGCGAUCACCUCACAGAGGAGAGAACUAGUCCAAUGUUGCCUUAGUACUCCACACAUGCACUUUUGAAGGAAUGAUGUGCAUUGGUGGAGAAAAAGUUGUUGUGGAUAAUUUAUUUUUAAAGAAUUAUAGCAUGAAUUUUGUAGCAUUACAAUGCAUCACUUUGUUUUUAUAAUUACAUAUAUGUACAACAUGCUGCUAGAGUUUUGACAGAUUACGUAAUAUAUUAUAUAAUGUUGGUUGAUUCAUCCUUGACAAUGAUUUAAAUACUAGAAGAAUACUUUUAAGAAUAUUUUUUUGAAAAAAGUCUAUUUAAAAUUUUGAUCCAAGUAUAGUAGCAAAUACAAUGUCCACUUGUUAAAGAUUUAAAAUGUAUAGUCUCUUUCCCGUUCAACCUUGUUCUGUAGUUUUUGACACAUAUUCUAUGCUAAUGUUUGACUUAAAAUCAAAAAUAGAACACAGUGCAGAUAGAAAACUGUGAUUUCCUCUUAACCUUGAUAAAAGUGUUUUAUCAUGAGUGAAAUAGAAUUUUUCAAUCUAAAAAUUAUUAAAGUGCAUUCCGUAGGAAAGAGCUCUAAAUUUAAAUUAAUAAAUUUGAAAUAUCCUAUUCAAUAUGAAGAAGCACACAUCAGUUUGGUUGUACAAUUAUCUGAAUCAUCAGUUCUGUUGUUACUGAUGCUUAUAAGUGAAGGCAGUUGGUUUCUUUUAGUUGUUACCUGAGAAUCUUGUUAAAAUUGUAUGAGUACCUAAUAAAGUAUGUUUUUUAUUUUUUGAUCAAAUCUAACAAGAUGUAUAUAUAUGAUUUUUUAUUAAUGGACUGAUAUUUUCUUUCUUCUGAUGACAAUUAAUGUGAUGUAUUUCCGAAGUAUUAGAUCUAAUUUUUUAGUUAAAUUAAUUUUUAUUAAUUAUAACAAUCAACAAAUUGGAGAUUGUAGUAUCUUGGUGCAAAAAUUUGAAGUUAUGUGACUGAAAGCAUUGAAUGGAUUUUUUUUAUAUACCAGGUACGUUUUUAUUAGAAUUUACAUGUGAUGUGAAUCUUCUCAAUAUAAUUUCAUCAUCAGUUCAGUUUUGGUAAUUGAUGAUGUGCACUUGCCAUUGAGUUGUAAAUUUCAUGUUGUGAUUUUUGUAACACAAUAUUUUAAUGAGUGAGUUUCUUCACGCACUAUUUCUUUAUAGACACUGUCGUAUGCUAGAACAAUACAAGUCUUUAUUUUUUGAGACACUUAUAAGUGCCCAACUUGGGAUUUGUAGUGUGUCACCAGUUUUUAAGGGACCAACAUGUGUUACCAGUGAGAAUGUCAUUUUUGUAGCACUCUCCUUACUUUUCAUGUGGUCCGUCAGUACUGUCUUUGGUUUCUCAAGCAUGAGUGAGAGUGUCCGUUUCUUGGAACAACUAUGUUGAAUUUCAGUCCUACAUUAUGGUGCUGAUGCCAGUGUAUCUAUUCCUAUUAUCAUCACAACAAAUUAUGUAGUGUGUUUCUCAUCGUGCCUAGUUGUGUGUGUGUGCAUAAAUUAUUAGUUGAGGAAUAAAAAAUUAAUAUAUUCUUACUAAGCA
Molecule: messenger RNA, 16074 nt
Organism: Gryllus bimaculatus (two-spotted cricket)
Lineage: Eukaryota; Metazoa; Arthropoda; Insecta; Orthoptera; Gryllidae
Source: the annotation of a GenBank genome assembly